Molecule: messenger RNA, 1272 nt
Organism: Toxorhynchites rutilus septentrionalis
Lineage: Eukaryota; Metazoa; Arthropoda; Insecta; Diptera; Culicidae
Exons: 4
Coding region: 1-1272 (423 amino acids)
Source: RefSeq, a predicted model, not a curated record
AUGGACGUUUUCAUGCGGAAGGGUCAGUCGAGGUCGGCAGAGUCAGAGCAGCAGGCAAUCAUGCAGAAGGAGAAGGUUAUCCGGCUACCGGCGAAGACGAUGAGAUUGCUUGAUUUAGCCUUCAGCAGUGAACCAGAUGAUGUUAACCUUAUCGAGCCUUCAACUCCAGUACUGGAGAAAAACGAACAUCUCAGGCCGUUCAUCAUCAAACUGGACGCUCAAAGCAAUUCGAUCGUCACGUCUGAUUCCGAAUCUUCUCCACAACCGAAUUUCAGGCUGUGUGACUAUGGCUCAUUGAACAACGACUUGUCUAUUAUCGACUGGCAACAAAUUCUAACCGGAGACUCCGUGGAUGCCUUGGCUGAUCGUAUGUAUGCCAAAUUAUACGAAAUCAUUUACGCAUGUGCCCCUAUCCAAAGUGGCGAGGCGUACUUCAUGGCAACCCUGGAGGAGUUCUCAAUUACGAAAUUUACGGAAUGUACUGCUAAAAACAGUCUCAGAAUAAUCGAACUGCAGUAUAACGAACUCCUAAAAUCAUGCCACAAGGAAUACGUGAAACGAACGGAAGCAAACCUGAAGCGAAACCCGUUGGAAUUCUGGAAGUUCGUAAAAUCACAGCGAUCAGGUAACCGCAUUCCGGAAACAGUGAUAUUCAAUGGGAUCACUGCUAGCACCCCUCUUGAAGUUGCUAACCUUUUCGCGAAGUUCUUCAAUUCGGUCUACAACAUAAAUUCUCCACCUCUUAGCCCAAUGAGUUUCAGUCGCAUACAGGGAUAUGACUUCAAUAUAACAACGCUGCAGUUCUCACCACACGACGUCAUGAAAGUGUUGGUCGACAUGGAUGCAUCAAAAGGUCCUGGAGCAGAUGGCAUUCCUCCGUCCCUUUUGAAAUAUUGUGCAAGUUUGCUUGCUUCACCGAUUUCCUGUCUGUUUAAUCGUUCGUUGAGCGAAAGAUCCUUUCCCAGCGUGUGGAAGAUAACCACGAUCCAUGGACAAGUUUUUGAAACUCUUGUCCACAACGCCCUUUACAACGUGGUUCAUCCUGUAAUAUCGGAGUUGCAACACGGGUUCGUCCAGCAGCGAUCUACUACCACAAAUUUUAUGUGCUACACUAAUAUACUAUUCCGUGAGGUUGAAUCCCGUAGGCAGGUCGAUUCCAUCUACAUCGACUUUUCGAAAGCAUUCGACACCGUCCCACAUCAAUAUGCAAUCGCAGAAUUAAAAGCCGUGGGAUAUCCACCCUGGCUGGUUGAGUGGUUUUAUCCUACUUAA